AAAACAAGAAAAGCCCACAUAAUUCUAGAAUUUCAAAUCAAAUCCUCUUCCGAGUUGAAUUAACAUUCAAGAAACCAAAUUUCCUUCGCUACAAAAUUCCCUCAUUCCUUACCUCAAUAUCACAAAAUCCGAUCCACCAACUCUCUCCAAUAACCAAAAAUACAAACUUAUAUAUAGAUUCCACACAUUCAUCAGCAACUAAAUUAUUAAAAGGAAUGGAUUUUGAACUGAGAAGGGCAAGAGAGAAGCUUGAGAAGGAACAAAAAGAACGAAAAGACAAAGCAAGAUUGCGACUCGACAGAGAAAGAAAAGCUAAAGAAGCAGCUCAAAAACAACGAGAAGCCAUUGAAGCUGUUCAAAGAUCCCGGAGACUUGAUGCCAUCGAAGCCCAGAUUAAGGCUGACGAGCAGCUGCAAGAAAAUCUACUUGCUGGAAGAGGGAUCGUGUUUUCUCGUAUAUUGGAAGCUGUUCCUUUUCAGGGUAAUGGAGAUAAGAUUAAACUGCCACCUUCAUGUUUCACGGAAUUGUCGGAUAAAGGUGCUUUUGACAAAGGACCGAUAUAUUUCCAAGUAUCUGUGAUUCAUCAAGAGAGUUCUUCUGAGGUUAAGACCCCCGAUUCAAAACAGCAGACGACCAACUCAGGUGUACUUGAGUUUACUGCAGAGGAAGGCUCAGUUGGGCUUCCUCCCCAUGUAUGGAAUAAACUAUUCCCUUCAGAAACUUUAAAAGCUCCUCUUGUUGAAAUUCGUUAUCUAUGGUUGCCUAAAGGAACUUAUGCAAAGCUUCAACCUGAGAUUGUUGGUUUUUCAGACCUUCCAAAUCACAAGGCUAUUUUAGAAACGACUCUUCGACAGCAUGCUACUCUUUCUGAAGGUGAUGUGAUCACUGUCAACCAUGGGAUACUGACAUACAAUUUACGCGUUUUGGAGUUGAAGCCUUCCGAUAGUGUAUCUGUCCUGGAAACAGAUAUUGAGGUGGAUAUAGUUGGUCCAGAUUCAGUUUCAGUUUCAGCUUCGGAGACAACAAAUCAACAUUUUCUGAAGCCGCUUACUGUCGGGACAUCAGAAUCUGGAAUGGUUGAAGAAGGGAAUUAUGAAUAUUAUAAAUUUUCUAUCGAUAAUGAAACAUGGGAAAAAAUUGCUUCAGAUGAUGUCAGAAUCGAAGUAAAGGUAGACGCUGAAACUGUUAGUGGCGAUACUGAUCUAUUCAUCUCAAAGCAUCCCCUCUUAUUUCCAACCAGACAUCAACAUGAAUGGUCUUCUCACGACAUGGGUUCGAAGGCUUUGAUUCUGAGCUCUAAGGAUAAGAACUUGGGAGUGGGUACAUAUAGCAUUGGUGUGUAUGGAUUUAAGGGAAUGACAAAAUAUAAGGCAUUAGUGAGUGUUCAAGAUUAUAGUAAUCAAAAAACGGGUCAACAAGCUGGGUCUUCAUCAGCCAUGGAGGUUGAUACUGUGGAGUGUAGAAAUUGCAAGCAUUUUAUACCGACCAGGAGUAUAGCUCUGCAUGAAUUAUAUUGUAGCAGACAUAAUAUUGUUUGUCCGCAUGCUGGAUGUGGAAUUGUUUUGAGGACCGAGGAAGCCAAAAACCAUAUACAUUGUGAGAAAUGCGGGCAAGCUUUCCAAAAGGGAGAAAUGGAGAAGCACAUGAAAGUUUUCCACGAACCUCUUCAGUGCCCCUGUGGAGUAAUGCUCGAGAAGGAACAAAUGGUAAAACACCAAGCUUCAGCUUGUCCAGUACGUCUUAUCACAUGCCGGUUUUGCGGGGACAUGGUCCAUGCUGGGAGUUCAGCUAUGGACACGAGGGACCGAAUGAGAGGAUUAUGUGAGCAUGAAAGUGUCUGCGGGUCUAGAACAGCUCCAUGCGACUCGUGUGGCCGGUCCGUCAUGUUGAAGGAGAUGGACAUUCACCAAAUUGCAGUUCACCAAAAGAGUUAAUCAUGCAGUAUAUAGAAUAUGUCUAGCAAUCCAUGUGUGGUCUUAGUUUGUCCCAGCUGCUCAAUUGCUGAUGUUCUUCAUAUUCAGUAUUGUUUAUAUGAAAAGAAAGAUCCAAAAGAAACAUUAUUGUAUCAUGUGAUUCUGUCAAGUGAAUGAUAGAUGAUUUUUUAUAAAUUAUGAGUAAAGGGUCAUUUUGAUUUCUGAA
Messenger RNA from Mercurialis annua (annual mercury), 2139 nucleotides. RefSeq lists its product as uncharacterized. The record is from RefSeq and is a predicted model, not a curated record. Gene Ontology annotation, cellular component: VCP-NPL4-UFD1 AAA ATPase complex. Lineage: Eukaryota; Viridiplantae; Streptophyta; Magnoliopsida; Malpighiales; Euphorbiaceae. The coding region runs from base 216 to 1934 and encodes 572 amino acids. Gene Ontology annotation, molecular function: polyubiquitin modification-dependent protein binding. The transcript has 3 exons.